UAAAUAGGGUCUAGACUAGAUCUACAGAGGAGGAUUAAUUUGGAAGUUGGAGCCGGGCUGCCGGAGUAGAUUUUAAAUUCAAGCACCUGAUGUCAAAAUGAAGGCUAAAAUAGUGAUGAUUGGGCCAACAGAGUCUGGGAAAACUGUGAUCUCCAACUUUCUGGCUGAUGCAACUGAUGUUUCUGGUGGUGAAUAUCACCCUACACAAGGAGUUAGAAUUCUUGAGUUUGAAAGUGGAUCACUGAACCUGGCGAAUCGAUCAAUGAUAGCUGAAGUAGAGCUGUGGGAUUGCAGUGGAGAUCAAAAGUUUGAUGAAUGUUGGCCUGCUUUCAUGAAAGAUGUGUCGGGGGUCAUCAUAGUUUACAAUCCAGACCAAGCAAGUCAUGAGAGGGAACUAGAUACAUGGUACAACCAUUUCAUAACUCAACAAGGAUUGAAAGAUUCACAAUGCAUCAUCUUUGGACAUCAUAGGCCAAAUACAUCACAAGCUGUUAGGGUACAAAUACCAUCGCAGAUGACAAGGGUCAAUCAUGUGCAGACAAAUCUGGAAGAGGAAUCAGACCAAGUGAGGGCAGACUUCAACUUGUUUCUAAGUAAGGUUCUUGGUGCAAUCAGCAAGAGGCAAGACCAGGAGGAACUCAGCAUCAUUCAGUGAAAAUGUUCUUCAUAUAAAUAUUACAAAAAAGAUAAUCACCUUGAGCUAGAGUAUAGAUUAUAGAGUACCUAUCACUAUCAUAUCAUUUGCUUAGCCAUCAGCAGAGCUGAAAGAGAAAGUUGAGUUCUGGACCCAUAACACAAAGAGAAGUUAGGGGUUGAUUGACGGCUUGCUAUCUUGUAAUUGAUCAUGCUGUGCAAUCAAUUACAAGAUAGCAAGAAGGCUGAAAGAGAAAGUUGAGUUCUGGACCUGUAACACAAAGAGAAGUUAGCUAUUGAUUGACGUCUUGCUAUCUUGUAUGUGAUCAUGCUGUGCAAUCAAUAGCAAGAGAUACAUGUAUCGAUCAUACAAUUGAUUAAGUGAUUGUACAAUCAACUGCUGAGCUUUAGUCUCCAGACCCUGGUAUUAGUGAGUCAAUUUGUUAUCAUUUUGUUAAUGAUAAUGAUUUGUCAUUUUCUGGAUUCCUGAACAGCCCAAGUAAGAGUGUUUAAUAUUUUUUAGAGUACUGCCUAUCCUUAUGAAAGUCAGACAUGACAGUAAGUUACAGUUUAUAAUCCUGGAUUCUAACUUUUAUAAUUGUUAGCGCUUUUUUUUUGGUGGGGGGGGGGGGGGGCACUACACAUGAUAAAAUAACAACUUUUUACAUUUUUCUCCAUUAUUCUGAUAUGCUUUGAAACAAAAUUUAAAUUUCACUGCAUAGAAGAAUAUCAUCUGUUGAGAGCCAGUAGGGUUUUAACUCUGUAUUACAUCAUGUUAUAUACCUAUCUUUAGUAUGUUGAAUAAAUCUAGUCAUAUGUUUGGUCGAAAUUAGGGGUAGUGAUUCUGGCCACGCCUGCAAAGAUUGACCGUUGUCUGGAUAAUGGUCAAUAGUUCAUGAGAAAGAUGACUGUUGCCUUGGUAACGGGCCGCAUGGUUAAAUUUUGCUGAGAUCCUCAUUGGUUUACGUGUAAAAAGUUUCUUUGUGCAACGUGCGAGCGCGGAUAUCAUAAAGUGUGUGCGAUUCCCGAAUGAUCGUAAUAUUCAGGCAACUUUUAAACUAAGAUUAACAGACAGUGUCUCAGAUUUUAUGUGAUGUUUUAACCAAUCUUUACUCAAGAAAAGGAUAAGGCAAGAAUUCUUUGGAUAUUUUUUUGUGAAUUUGGUAUAUAAAAGAUAUAUGGACUACUUUAAAGGUAAUUCAAAGUUUUGGGAAAUUUUGAAAAUUGGAUAUAUAGUGAUUCUUUAAAAUGUUGAUAUAUUUGGGUGCCCCUGUGGGUGUAUUAUAAGCACUAGAAAAUUUAGCCCCUAAACACUUCUGCUUUCGAGAAAUUGAAUGAUCAAAAAUUUACUGGUGCUCCAGGUAAAUUUCAUAUAUUGUAAAUAGCGCCUAAGGCCAUUCCAUGGUAGCUGCGACCAUGAAAAUCUCAGAAUAUGCAGUUCUGAUAUAAUUUCCAAAUGGGAUAGCAAAUCGCUUGAUUGUAGUAAAGAAACAUUGUUUUAAAGCUAAAGUAAGAUCAGUCUUGAGAAGGAGCUAUACAACAUUAAGAGUUUAUUAUUUACAAUUUCAUCACUUUAGACUCGAUUUUAACUGUGACAACAAUUAUUGAUUAUUGUAAAAUCGCAUAUGCUUCCAAUAUGUUCAUUUGAACCAAAUUCAUUACCCCCAUACCAAAACUUUGUAUUACCUUUAAUAUUCGAGGCAGAGCUGUUUCUGUACUGACUCUCGGGGAAGUUACAUCCUGCUAUGGCUCCUCGGACUUCGGGUCAUAGCAGGAUCCCAAGAGCCUAUAGAAAUAGCUAUGCCUCUAAUAGCAGUCAAUAUAUCUAUAAUAUAAUGCCCUUCUUGCUCUAAAUAGAUGACAUUAUCUUCAGAGUAUCAGAAGGGCAUAACAUUUAUCUUUUAAUGUAGAUGACCCUACUCGGUCUCUUUUAAUAGAUGAUAUAUAUAUAUAUAUAUAUAUAUAUAUAAAAAGACUCUGUUUCAUGUAGGGAAUAGACAAUACUGUGUUCACAUGAUGUAUAUAAUUAGAGAAUGUACAUGUACAUGAAUUACUUCUGUAAAUAAUGCAUUUUUUAUGCCUCCCCUACAAAAAAGCUGGUGGCAUUAUGUUUUUUCGGGUUGUCGGUCUGUACGUCCGUAUGUCUUGUUUUCAUGAUCGCAUUAUCUCAAGAACUGAUCGAUGGAUUCCCCCCAAACUUGGGUCAUAUAUGUAUUUUGCAGAGCCAAUAAACUGUUUACAUUUGGAGGUCAUGAGGUCAAAGGUCACAGGGCUCAUUAUGUAUGUAAAAAUAGCUUGUGAUACGUUAUCUCAAGAACCAAUUGAUGGAUUACCACCAAACUUGAACUGAUUAGAUUUUACUGUCAUGAAAUCAAAGAUGAAAGGGUUAUACAUGUAUAUGAAAAAUAGUUGGUAGUCACGAUAUUCUGAGAACCUGUUAAUGGAUUACAAUCAAACAUGAAUUUUAAAAAUUGCUUCUGCUUUGGUUUGUUACCGUAAAUCACUUUGGCGGAGACAUCCCUUUCGGCUGCGCGCAGUUGAAGAUCCAUCUAGUUUGUUCUUUGAGUGUGUAUAGAUAGAAUAAACAAUGAUCUUUUCUGCAUAUUAAUAUUCAUAAAGGUUACUUUAUUCUAUUAAUGGAUGGUUGAUUGAUAGACUGAUUGAUUGAUUGAUUGAAUGAUUGAUUGAUUGAUUUGCUAUUUCAUUCAUUUAUUUAUUUGAGAUAAUGUUUAAUUUGUACACGGUAGCACGUUUUCACAAACAGUAUCAUCCCAGUAAUUACAAUAAAAUAUAGAUUUCGUCCCAUCAGUCUCAUCAAAAAUUAAAAAUAAUUUUUCCAUUUGAUACAUUGUUUUCCUGUAACGAGCCUUUUUAUCCACAUUGUUCUCUGUUUAUGGAUAACAAUCAAACAUGAAUUUUAGCAGUCAGAAAUUCAAUUUUUUUGGCCACCCUGCGGAUAGUCUAGAAUGAUGCUCUUUUUAAUUUUGCCUUUGCUUCUACACCAAAAAAUAAAAACAUAUUUCUUCAAUAUAUAUAUAUACCCAUUCUGGAACUGGCAUCAAUGAUGAUAAAUAUAUCAAUUUGGAAUAGCCACAUACUUUCAUUAAUUGAACUUUCCCCAUUAAUGUUAAAUCACGCUGCAGGCCUUCAAUUUCAAUAUUUUUAGGGCAAGGCCACUUUUCUGUAGGGCACAUUCCUAUAAUUACAGCACAAAUAGGAAGAAUUGGAAAGGGCACAACAAAUCUCCAAGGCCAAUGAGAGGGGCAUUGAGGCCACUCAAAGGGGCAUCCACGGCCAUGGCCUUGAUGGCCUUGGAUUAAUUUAAGCCCUGAUGCUGCUUCCACCACAUAAAAAUGUUUUUUUGUUUUUGUGCUCAAUAUUUCUUUGUAAUUCAUUUUUUCUUUGAUAUCUUUGUGUAUUAAAAAACAUAUUCCUAAUAUUUCAACAAUGUUGGCUCACUUCCCAAACAGAAACGUAUGAGUGGAUAAUUGUGAACCUAAGGGUAAAAUAAAUGUCUUGUCUCUGUUAACCUUUAUCCUGAUAUUUUAUAAAAACAGUCAAAAAUAGAUUUCAAAUCUUUAAUGAAAAGUGUUAUAUCGUCUGCGUACAGAACUUGCUUUAUUACUGUAUUUCCAAAACUGAUUCCUUUUAUCUAAUGAUUAUUUCUUAACAUAAUGAGCUAAAAUUUCAAUACACAAAACAAACAAAUAUUGAGAGAGGGGAUCUCCCUGCCUCACUCCUCUUUCAACCUUAAUAUAACCUGUUGAUGUGUAUCCAUUUAUAACACAACUUUCUGCAUUAGUAUAUAAGUUAAUACCCUAUAUAAAAAUAAAUGUGAAACAGAAUCAAAUGCUUUUUCAAAA
This is a messenger RNA of Strongylocentrotus purpuratus (purple sea urchin), 4496 nucleotides long. It is a transcript of the gene ift22, whose product is annotated as intraflagellar transport protein 22 homolog. Gene Ontology annotation, cellular component: endomembrane system. Gene Ontology annotation, molecular function: GTPase activity. The coding region runs from base 98 to 655 and encodes 185 amino acids. The record is from RefSeq and is a predicted model, not a curated record. Gene Ontology annotation, biological process: intracellular protein transport. The transcript is spliced from 6 exons. NCBI's taxonomy places the organism in Eukaryota, Metazoa, Echinodermata, Echinoidea, Camarodonta, Strongylocentrotidae.